Messenger RNA from Caenorhabditis briggsae, 174 nucleotides. The coding region runs from base 1 to 174 and encodes 57 amino acids. The transcript has a single exon. The record is from RefSeq and is a predicted model, not a curated record. Lineage: Eukaryota; Metazoa; Nematoda; Chromadorea; Rhabditida; Rhabditidae.
AUGUCAUUUCUCAAAAAAUUUUUUAGAAAAUGUUUAAAAUCUGAAACUUCAUCUGAGUCGCGGUAUAACACAGCAAUUUUUGAAUUCUUAACCGUCCCGGGGUUGAGAAAUACGUCUUUGAUUAACAGCUGUUUUGAAUUUAAAAGACAAUUUUUCAUACUGAGACUGAUAUAA